Messenger RNA from Laetiporus sulphureus 93-53, 1858 nucleotides. Its product is annotated as glutamate 5-kinase. Gene Ontology annotation, molecular function: ATP binding; glutamate 5-kinase activity; RNA binding. The record is from RefSeq and is a predicted model, not a curated record. Gene Ontology annotation, cellular component: cytoplasm; cytosol. Bases 157 to 1704 code for a protein of 515 amino acids. NCBI's taxonomy places the organism in Eukaryota, Fungi, Basidiomycota, Agaricomycetes, Polyporales, Laetiporaceae. The transcript has 7 exons.
CAACAUUUCACCAUGACUCAAGCCAGGGACCGCAGCGUACUUUCUUCUGUUCAACACUGCGAUCUUCACCCUCGUCAGGGAUCUCACUCGCUUUGACUUAUUCGUAGACACCGCUCUACCUGCGCGCCUCUCGGCAUACUCGUCAGAAUCGCGGAAAUGGCCCGCGCUCGCCAUGCUCCGUCGAAUACGAUCGUGAUCAAGCUCGGAACCUCCUCCAUUGUUGAUGAGAAGACACAUCAGCCGCUGCUGUCCACUCUUUCCGCGGUAGUUGAGACCGUGGUGCACCUCCGGGCGCAAGGACACAAAGUCGUGCUCGUCAGCUCAGGUGCGAUCGGCGUGGGGCUGAGGCGGAUGAACAUGCCCCAUCGUCCGAAGAGCCUGUCAGGGAAGCAGGCGUUGGCUGCAAUAGGUCAGGGCCGACUCAUCGCGCUGUGGGACGAGCUCUUCGGACAUUUAGAGCAACCCAUCGCUCAAGUGCUGCUCACAAGAGGGGACAUCUCGGAUCGCACGCGAUAUCUGAACGCUGUCAACACCUUCAAAGAACUACUGUCCAUGGGCGUUGUACCCAUCGUUAACGAAAAUGACACAGUGUCCGUCAGCGAAAUCAAAUUCGGUGACAACGACACACUCUCCGCUAUCACCUCUUCGAUGAUACACGCCGAUUACCUCUUUCUGCUGACAGAUGUGGAUGGUCUCUACACGUCCAAUCCCAGAAAAGACCCAGAUGCGAAGCAGAUCGAAGUUGUAUCUUCGAUCGCCGCUAUUCGCUCGCAAGUCAGCACAGCAACAUUAGGCUCUAGUCUCGGCACCGGAGGUAUGGAGACGAAGCUCAUCGCAGCUGAGAUCGCGACAGCUGCUGGGGUAACAACCAUCAUCAUCUCUAGCAAAGACCCGAAAAACAUCUUUAAGAUCAUUGAAUACAACAAUGCUCUGAAGUCGGGCACCUCAACUCCCGCAGAAUUGGCGUCAGGACGAUCCAGUCCAGCUCCCUCAGCCUCCCAACCAUCACCAGCUCCAGCGGAUAGCACAGCGAUCGCAACGCUGCCAGUGAUGCCCCGACCGCCACACACUUUGUUUAGGCCUUCGCCCACGCCUCUGCGUGAUCUAAAGUCCUGGACAAGUCAUACGCUGUUCCCCUCGGGGAGCGUCAUCAUCGACAGCGGCGCACAUCAAGUGCUGUCCCACCGCGAGUCCGGCGGUCGGUUGCUCCCAGCAGGUGUGCUCGGUGUGCGGGGAGCCUUCGCGUCAGGACAGGCAGUCCGAAUCGUCAUCCGGCGGCAUGCGCCGGGCAGCACGACGCUCCCGGAAGAGCAAGAGUGCCGCCGCAUUGCCUACGCGGACGGGUUGGCGACGUCGGCACCGAACACGCCGAUAUUGGGGGCGGCUGCCUCUGCGUCGUCGUCCAUCUCCAGUCUGGAUCCCGAGCUGGGUAUCCCGACGCCACCGUUAUCUACGGUUGAUGAGGAAAUGACGCCGUCGGCUUCCUUGAGGCUGUUGCCAGAGGAAGAACCUACGCUUCUCGAGAAGCCCGCGGAUGAAACCGAGGCAUGGGAAGUCGAGGAAGUUGGACGUGGUCUUGCUAACUAUAAUUCGGCGCAAAUCGCAAGAGUGAAGGGGUUGAAGAGCUCGUACAUCCCGCAACUUUUGGGCUAUGCUGAUUCUGAAUACGUGGUGGAAAACAUUACUGUACGAGUACCGCCAUAAUUUGGGGGCUGGGAAAGACUCGGGUCGUGCGAUUAUAGAUUAGAGUUAGACGCCAUAGCGCCGUAAUGCUGAACUCCCGAACAGAGAUUAAACAGCCAUCCUGAUAUCUACCCCUCGAACGUGCCUCACUGUAACCAAUGCUGAGAGCAUUCGC